Molecule: messenger RNA, 3398 nt
Organism: Phytophthora nicotianae INRA-310
Lineage: Eukaryota; Oomycota; Peronosporomycetes; Peronosporales; Peronosporaceae
Exons: 1
Coding region: 22-3222 (1066 amino acids)
Biological process (GO): maturation of 5.8S rRNA; RNA catabolic process
Cellular component (GO): nucleus
Molecular function (GO): RNA binding; ATP binding; RNA helicase activity
Source: RefSeq, a predicted model, not a curated record
AUUUUUCAAGUAGCUACAACAAUGGACGAGGACCUGGACCUGUUCGGUGCGUUCGACGACUCGUCCGCGACGUUAACGGCCGAGGAACAAGCGGCCGCUUCCUCCACUUCCACCAAGCGCAAAGAAGCACCUGCUGCCUCUCCAAACGAUGACAAAGUGUCGUCUCCGCCUGCAAAGAAGCAGCAGAAUGAAGGUCGUCUAGCCUCCACUAAUCUCAAAGUCGUGGAGGGCAAACGCAUCGACGCGACGCCCGUCGACAGCAAUGACAAACACUCUGCGAAUGUAGUGUCCACUGGCACACAGCAGAAGAACCUCAUUUCGUUCUCCGUCUACCCACCAGACUAUGAGGCUAAAUCUACAGCAGGUGCAGCCGCCAAGAACCCCGCCAAGACAUACCCAUUCACUCUGGACCCAUUCCAACAACAGGCUGUGGACUAUAUCGAGUCUGGAGAGUCCGUACUAGUCUCAGCCCACACGUCAGCCGGUAAAACUGCCGUAGCUGAGUACGCUAUUGCCAAGAGUCUUCGAGACAAGCAGCGAGUGAUCUACACGUCCCCUAUUAAGGCUCUGAGUAACCAGAAGUACCGAGAUUUGGAGGAAGAGUUCGGAGAUGUGGGUUUAAUGACGGGAGAUAUCACAAUUAACCCAUCCGCCACUUGUUUGAUCAUGACUACGGAGAUUCUAAGAAGUAUGCUAUAUCGAGGCUCCGAGGUCAUGCGAGAAGUGGCCUGGGUUAUUUACGAUGAGAUCCACUACAUGAGAGACAAGGAACGCGGUGUGGUCUGGGAGGAGAGUAUCAUUCUACUGCCACACAAAGUUCGGUUCGUGUUCCUGUCGGCUACUAUCCCCAACUCCAAGGAGUUUGCUGGAUGGAUCUGCCACAUCCACCACCAACCAUGUCACGUCGUGUACACAGACUACCGUCCCACUCCGUUACAGCACUAUAUCUUCCCUGCUGGAGGCAAUGGGCUGCACUUGGUGGUCGACGAGAAGGGAAAGUUCCGCGAAGAUAACUUCCAGAAGGCCAUUGCGACGUUGUCGGCUUCUGCGGAUGAUGCAGCGCAAGAACUGGCCUCGUACGGGAGCAACACGAAGCGACGUAAAGCGCAGAAGAGCAAUCCCAAGAAGAAAAUCGGCACCGACGUGUUCCGGAUCGUCAAGCUCAUCAUGGAGCGUCAAUAUGAUCCAGUAAUUAUCUUCUCGUUCAGUAAACGGGAGUGUGAGGCGUACGCGUUGCUCAUGUCCAAGCUUGAUUUCAAUACCGAAGAGGAGAAGCAGUCGGUGGAUCAGCUCUUCAAGAACGCUAUGGACUCGCUGUCAGACGACGACCGUGCUCUACCACAAGUGGACUCUAUUCUACCGCUGCUACGUCGUGGUAUUGGUAUCCAUCACGGUGGUUUGCUGCCGAUUCUGAAGGAAGUGAUCGAGAUUCUGUUCGGUGAAGGGCUGCUGAAGUGCCUGUUUGCUACUGAGACGUUCUCGAUGGGUCUGAAUAUGCCUGCCAAGACGGUGGUGUUCACGAACUGCCGUAAAUACGACGGCAAGGACUUCCGCUGGAUCACUGCAGGCGAGUACAUUCAGAUGUCAGGACGUGCAGGUCGUCGUUCACUUGAUGCGCGUGGUAUCGUCAUUCAAAUGCUGAGUGAGCAGAUGGAACCUCAAGUGGCUAAAGGAAUCUUGUACGGCCAAGCUGAUCCGCUGUUCAGUACGUUCCAUCUUGGCUACAAUAUGCUGCUCAACUUGAUGCGAGUGGAAGAUGCCGACCCAGAAUACAUGAUCAAGCAGUCCUUCCAUCAAUUCCAGAACGAACAAGCCGCCCCAGUGUUAGAAGAAGCGCUGGAACGCGCGAAAGAAGAGAAGGACCAGAUCGUGAUCAAGAACGAGGAAGAGGUGGCUCAGUACUACUACCUGUCGAGAUCUCUUGUGCGUCUUAAAGAGGAAUUCCUGGCUAUCCGCAACAAACCCGACUACGUGGUGCGCUUCCUUAAUGGCGGACGCUUGGUGAAGCUCUACUGUCCAGACAGCGACGAUGGCACCACUAGACCCAAGUGGGAUUGGGGUGUGAUCGUGAAUUUUACGACCAAGAACGCUAGUGACUCGACUUCAGCUACACCUGAUACGGUUGUGCACGUGCUGUUGAACUGUAUGACCAAUAACGGCAACACCAAGGCCAAUGAUGCCACCAAUGGCAGUACCGUCUCGGAGUUACCGACCCCGGCACCUGAGAACAUGAUGGGGCUGUCAACUUCUGCUAAUUACGAGAUGAAGAUCUGCCCUGUCCCGCUGGAAAUGCUGGAUCUCAUCUCGUCUCUGCGUGUGUACAUCCCCAAGGAUUUACGUACACUUGAGAGUCGCCAAGCAGUCGGCAAGUCUGUGAAGGAAGUGCUGCGUCGAUUCCCUCAAGGUGUGCCGCUUCUGGAUCCUCGUGAAGACAUGGACAUCCAGGACGAGCAGUUCUUGCGUGUGAUUGAGAAGACUGUGGACGCGGAGAAGAAACUCAAGAGCUCGGCGUUCCACAAUGCAGCGGAUAAAGAGGCUCGCUUUGCUUUGUACAAUUUGAAGAUGGAGAGCGAAGCUAAGAUGCGGGAAUUAGAGCGCAAGAUCAAGGAAUCCAAGUCUCUCGUACUGCGUGAUGACCUACGUCGACGUAGAAGAGUGUUGAGGAGGCUGGAGUUCGUGGAUAAAGAAGGAGUCAUCCAACGCAAGGGCCGCACGGCGUGUGAAGUCUCGACGACGGACGAGCUGCUGGUGACGGAGAUGAUCUUUAAUGGCCAGUUUAACGACCUAUCUGUGAACGAUACGGUGGCGCUGCUGAGCUGUUUGAUCAACACUGAGAAGAAGAAAGAGACCGACAAACCGCCUCAAGCUGAUAGUUUGGAGAUCCCCGUUCGACAGCUGCGUGAGACGGCCCAGCGUAUCGCCAAGGUGAUGCAAGAUGCCAAGAUCACGAUCGACGUGGAUGAAUACGCCGGUGCGUUCAACACGAGUCUGGUGGAUGUGGUCAUUGCCUGGUGCCAAGGAGCCAAGUUCUCCCAGAUCUGCAAGAUGUCGGAUGCGUUUGAAGGCACCAUCAUCCGUUGUCUACGUCGUCUGGAGGAGUUGCUGCGUCAGUUGACGCUAGCUGCGCACUCUAUUGGUGACGUUGAGCUGGAGAAGAAGUUUGACGAAGGAGGCAAGAAACUCAAGCGCGAUAUCGUGUUCGCUGCGUCGCUCUAUCUGUAGUUUACCUACCAAUCGAUCCAACAUUUUGCAUUGCUAGGGUCUAUAUUUUGGGUUCUUCUUCUAAUUCUGCCUUUGGUGAGGUGAUGCUACUAUGCUUGCGAACAGGAAGAAAACAAUGAUCGCAGCAAAUAUUCGCCAAAAGACCGUGCUAAUGAUGUCACUUUUCAGCUCUUGAU